AUGGCCUCCGUCGGUGACGAGGGGAGAAACCAAGGUGGUAGUCUUUCCCACGGCGAGACUAAUGCAGGCCAAGAGUUGGAAACAUCUGAUCGCACUCCUCCUAACUCCUCCAACACCAAGACUAGUGGCGUGCAGGAAAUUGCGGCGGCUGCAAGCAAAGACGUGCCCACCAUCCACUUUGUGCGCGUGAGCUCCGGCGACACGGAUCACCAUUGUCAAUCGUUGUUUUCCCCUCCCGCUUACUGCAAUUCCUACUAUCCCCCAUUGCCGCCGCAGCCCGGGAGCAUGGCAACCAACCAGAUAGUGGCAAGGUUGAUGGCUCAGAUGAACUACGAGGAGGGCACCGGCCUUGGCAAGUACGGCCACGGGAUUAUCGAUCCCAUCAACCCGACCAAAAAGUAUGGGAAAGGAGGCGUUGGCAAAUUCGAGUCGUCGUACGAUAGCGACUCGGAUUAUGACACGGGGCCGCCUGUAGAGCCCAAGCUCGAGCGGGGCACCGGCGAAGCAGAGCCGGAAGCCGUUGUCGACGUCGAGGAGGUUCGCGCCAUGGACACGCUGCAGAGAGAGCGUGAAGCCUAUGCCGCCGCGCGGGCGUGGGAGCGGCGCCACGAGAAGGUUCGAGCCUAUAACAUGCGCAGGCAACGCCCACCGAAACACGCCACCGCCGCCGACGACUGGGAGGGGAUGGCCUCCAGGUACACGGCGAUCAAGCGUGCCUUGAAGAUGGUCCGGGAGCUGAACGAGUCAGGGAAGCUCACGUUGGGCGGCCUGAUCCACGAGUUCGCGGGAGUGAAGGCGAAGUUCCUGGAGGAUUACAGGACAAACUGUAUGCCGUACAAGGCGAUCAGCUUCGCGGCGCCGCUGCUCCACUCGCAGCUGAGCUGGUAG
Molecule: messenger RNA, 888 nt
Organism: Oryza sativa Japonica Group (Japanese rice)
Lineage: Eukaryota; Viridiplantae; Streptophyta; Magnoliopsida; Poales; Poaceae
Biological process (GO): spliceosomal complex disassembly
Cellular component (GO): U2-type post-mRNA release spliceosomal complex
Molecular function (GO): nucleic acid binding
Source: RefSeq, a predicted model, not a curated record